Marasmius oreades (fairy-ring Marasmius) is the source of this 483-nucleotide messenger RNA. RefSeq lists its product as uncharacterized. The record is from RefSeq and is a predicted model, not a curated record. NCBI's taxonomy places the organism in Eukaryota, Fungi, Basidiomycota, Agaricomycetes, Agaricales, Marasmiaceae. The transcript has 4 exons. Bases 62 to 274 code for a protein of 70 amino acids.
CUUUCUUAUACCCACCGUGACCGAGCCGAUUAUUGUACAUCCCUCCCUCAUCGACGUGAUCAUGAACAGUCCCCAGCGUCACCGCCCGGAGUCUGGCGAGAAGCACGAUGAAAUGGAAGAGAACUGUAUCAUACAUGUGGGAGGCGGAGAUGGUGGUCCCACCGCGACCACAAAUGUCAGCCUUAUUCUACUUGGUCAAGCCUAUUGGAGGCGACCCUCUUGUGUCACGAACGCUCGCAGAAUCAGGAUUCGUGGCGGCGAUGAUCGAUCUUGAUUGACCUGCAUCUUUCUCUUUCUUCUGUGACGAAAAACAUCGUGUCCGUCACCCAUCUCUCCAGGUCUGAGUGCCGGACCACGGUCACUGAGCUUAAAUUCAGUUCGGUAGAUCCUAUGAACCCUUCUGGGACCCGUCUCCAACUUCUCUUGAUUCCGAAUUUCCAGUAUAUGAUUAUAUCAUAUCACUAGGGCCCACGUCCAUCUCCG